Manis pentadactyla (Chinese pangolin) is the source of this 1547-nucleotide messenger RNA. RefSeq names its product CEA cell adhesion molecule 3 (gene CEACAM3). Gene Ontology annotation, molecular function: protein tyrosine kinase binding. Lineage: Eukaryota; Metazoa; Chordata; Mammalia; Pholidota; Manidae. Gene Ontology annotation, cellular component: plasma membrane; cell surface. Gene Ontology annotation, biological process: regulation of immune system process; signal transduction. The transcript has 8 exons. The record is from RefSeq and is a predicted model, not a curated record. The coding region runs from base 99 to 1082 and encodes 327 amino acids.
GCGGCGCACAUCACAGGGCCUCAGCCCCGCUCAGCAUCCACGUCACCUGAGCAGCUCCUAAGGCAGCAUUUCUAAGGCUGUCACCUGGGCAUCUGGAAAUGUUUUCAAGUCGCACGGAUGAUUCCGAUGCACAGCGGGAACAUCCUGUGACAAGAAGUCUUGAUGUAGCCCCCAGGCUCCUGCUCUGGAAGGAAAAGCCUGAUGUGGAGGACAGAGGGAGGAAGGCAGGCAGAGCCGGCACUUGGGGACGGCAGUGGUCCGAGCGGCUCCGGAGCAGAAGCUCUUCUCACAGAGGCGGGGACAGACCGGCAGUGGACACCCUGGCGCCCCCCGCAGCCCCUGCCCCCCGAGGGCCGGUCCCCUGGCAGGGGCUCCUGCUGGCAGUCUCACUCUUAACCUGGAACCUGCCCACAACUGCCCAGCUCACUGUGGAGUCAGUGCCGCCCAAUGCUGUCCAAGGGCAGGAUGUUCGUCUGCUUGCUCACAAUCCUCCUGAGAGUCUUCUAGGCUAUGUCUGGUACAAAGGGAACCGUGUAAAUUUCAACUCUACAAUUGUAUCAUAUGUAAUAAACACACAAGCAGUUACCCCAGGGAUCACAUACAGCGGCCGAGAGACAAUAUACCCCAAUGGAUCGCUGUUGUUCCAGAAUGUCACCCAGGAGGACACAGGAUACUACACCCUACAAGCCUUACACGGAAGUCUUUUAAAGAGUACAACAGCAGCUGUCCAGCUUGGUGUCUACCCAAAUGAGAAAGCCUCGGAGUCCUCCCCAUGGACUAUCCCCGGCACUGUGAUUGGGGUCUUGGUCGGGGUGGCACUGGCAGCUGCCCUAGGGUGUUUCCUGUUCCUCAAGAAGACUGGAAGGGCCAGUCGCCAGUGUUUACACAAAGAGUUUGGCCCUCCAGCACCCACCCCUGGCCGAAGUCCCUCCAGCAGCUCCACCUCACAGGCCCCACUACCUGAUGCCAGGGCAGCUGUUCCCAUCUAUGAGUGUUUGUCACACCCCGACACGAACAUUUACUGCCGCAUUGACCAUAAAGCAGAUGCGGCUUCUUCGUUUCCUCCAUCAGCUGCUCUUUAAGAGCUGUGGCAGGGUCCGCCUGACCCCACUCCCUGGCUAGGGUCACAAGCUGGAGCCUGAACCAGAAAAUCAGCUCUGAGCCUGGGCAUAUUCAGGGACCCGAGGCCAGGUUCCCGACCCUCCUGAUUUCUGCAGACCCCGAAGGGCUGCCCUGAUUCCUGGGUGGGCCAGACAAAGGCUCCCAUCCCCCCAGGAAGUGGGGGAGCUUCCAGGGACAGUGACCUGACCCUCCUCCACCACCUGAGAGGGUGUGAAUAAAGAGGACCCUUCACCUCUUUUGUCUUUUGCUCUGAAUGGGAACAUGUCUAGCAGAAAUUCACCUGAAACUUUGGUCCCUUCUCUCCUGAGUCACACAGGGGUAAUUUUAUCUCUGUUCCUGGGAAGGAGGAGGGUGAGGGGUGCAUAUGGGGCAGGGCCAUACUAACAGGAAAGGAAGAGAUCACAAGAGCUGACCCAGCCAGGGGU